This is a messenger RNA of Gossypium arboreum, 2675 nucleotides long. RefSeq names its product exocyst complex component EXO70E2. Gene Ontology annotation, biological process: exocytosis. Gene Ontology annotation, cellular component: exocyst. The record is from RefSeq and is a predicted model, not a curated record. Bases 514 to 2457 code for a protein of 647 amino acids. NCBI's taxonomy places the organism in Eukaryota, Viridiplantae, Streptophyta, Magnoliopsida, Malvales, Malvaceae. The transcript has 2 exons. Gene Ontology annotation, molecular function: phosphatidylinositol-4,5-bisphosphate binding.
GAGCUUACAAUAGAACUCCCGCGUAAUGUUACCAACAGUCAAAGCCGCGACUUUAAAUUCCCUACCCAGCAAGCAUUCAACUCCUCCAUUUCUUUUUAAAUUGAUUUUUAGUAUGGUGUCUUUUCUAAAAAAAUAAUAAAAUCAUAUUCAAAAUAAAAUAAAAUCCAAAUCCCUUAUUCUUUCUGCAUUUUUCCCACGAAACUUCCCUCUUUAAUCUCUCCAGUCUCCACUCUCCUCCUCCACCUCUACUUAUUCACUGUCUCAUUCAAGUUUUGCUUUUUUGGACAAAAUUCCUAUACAAUUGUUGUUGUUCUGCUUCUCUUUUGAGAAUUUUGAUGUCCCUUUUGACUUUCUUUUUCUUUUUUUCUGGGUUGAUGCUUGAUUUCGAAGAUAUCAAGGAAAACAAGUUUUAAGGGUUAGGCUUGGUUGCAUGAGAAGUUAGUCGGUGUUAAGUCAAUUACUUGAUUGGUUUUGUUCGGUUUGUUGCAAUUUAAAAAAAAAAAGAAUUGGGAUAUGGAUGAAUGUCAAUCUGCCAUCCCAGCACAUGAUGGAGAUCUUCAUGUGGUUGCUGCUGCUCACCAUAUUGUCAAGGCAUUAGGAACUACAAAAAAUCUUAGUGAUGAUUUGAGGAAAAUCCUUAUCGAUCUUGAUGCGCACUUAUCAUUGAUAACUUCAAAUAUCGAUAGUAAGGGAGGAAAGGGAUUUGUUGAAGUUGAGGAGCGACUGAAACGAGUAGAGAGGAAAAUUGUGAUUUGGGAGUCGGAUCGAAUAAUGAUAUGGGAUUCUGGACCCAAGGAAGUUUCCGAUUAUCUAGAAGCCGUAGAUGAAGUUCAGACACUGAUAGACAGUUUACGCGGCUUGUCCAUGAAUGAAAAUCAGAAGCAGAAGGAACUUCUUCACCGUGCAUCAAGUUUAUUGCAGAUGGCAAUGUCAAGGCUUGAGGAAGAGCUUAUUCAUAUGCUUGUUAAGCAUAAGCAACAGUCUGAACCGACAUACAUGCCUUCUCCUUCUUCUCAAAGGAAUGUUGUUUACAAUGAGUCUGUUGUUUCAUUAGAUAAUGAGUCAGCCAAGGAAGCAUCGAGCAAAAGCUCUCGUAGCGACGAAUGUGGUGAAUAUAUUGUUGAUUUGGUCCCUGAACAUGUAAUUCCUGAUAUCAAGUCCAUUGCAAAGGUUAUGUUUGCUUCAGAUUACGGUCAGGAAUUUUGUGAAGCUUUCAUUGGUGUAAGGAAGGAAGCAUUGGAGCAGCAUUUUGACAUUCUCGAAAAUGGAAAACUGAGUAUUGAGGAUGUGCUGAAAAUGGAGUGGUGUAGCUUGAGUACCGAGAUGAAUAAAUGGAUCUGGUCGAUGAAGAUCAUCUUCCGUGUCUAUCUCAUGAGUGAAAAACGGUUAUGUGAUCAGGUCUUAGGGGAGUUUGGAUCAGUUAAUUCAUUUUGCUUUCUUGAGAUAGCGAAGACUACAAUUCUUUGCCUCUUGAAUUUUGGUGAAGCCAUAGCAAUGGGGCCUCAAGAACCCGAAAAGCUGCUUCGUCUGCUUGACAUGUAUGAGACUUUGGCAGAUCUUGUUCUAGACAUAGAUGCAUUGUUCUCAGAAGAUGGUGGUUCUUUUGUUCGACUCGAGUUCCACAAGCUUCUUGAGGGAUUGGCUGAUUCCGUAAAAGCAGCAUUCAACACGUUCAGAGUUGCUGUUUCUUCAAAUGUAUCAUUAUACCCUUUCCCUGGAGGUGGAGUUCAUCCUCUCAGUAAAUAUGUCAUGAAUUACAUCAGUAUGUUCCCUGACUAUAGCAGCACCCUCAAUUUGCUUCUUGAGGAUCAACAUUCAGAUGUUGCAAGUCUAGUUAGUGAGCCACAGUGUGGACCAACUGCGUCUCUUUCCACAUCUUGUCCGAUGGCUUGUCACCUUCGAUCAAUCACAAGCUCUUUGGAGUCCAAUCUUCAUAAGAAAUCUAAACUAUACAAGGAUGAAGCUUUACAACAUAUUUUCUUGAUGAAUAACCUCCAUUACAUGGUUCAAAAGGUUAAGGGCUCGGAACUCAGGCCUUUCUUCGGAGACGAAUGGAUCCGUAAGCAUAACGCAAAGUUCCAGCAACACGAAAUGAACUAUGAGAGAGUCACUUGGAGUUCAGUCGUUUUGUUGCUCAAGGAUGAUAACCCUGGCUCGAGUUCCCUGUCAAAAUCUGCUUUCAAAGAAAAGUGCAAGGGCUUUAGCAUUGCCUUUGAGGAGGUUUACAAAAACCAAACAAGUUGGUGCAUCCCAGAUCCACAGCUUCGCGAAGAUUUGCGGAUUUCGACUUCACUUAAAGUGGUCCAUGCAUACCGGACUUUUCUUGGAAGAAAUCCUGCUCAUGUUGAUGAUAAAUGCAUUAAGCAUACUGUUGAAGAUGUCGAAAAAUUGCUCUUGGACCUUUUCGAAGGAUCACCAAGAUCGUUGCGCAAUUCACGAAGAAUGAUGAAGACAUAAGCUGUCAAGUUUUAGCCAUUUUUGGGUAUUUUCUUCUGAAUCAAGUCUGUAUUUUCGUAGAUAUAAAAUGUGAUUGUAAUUAACAUGUUUCAUUUCCAAAAUUUUCUGUUUCUGAUUGCUUAUGAUUGUCUUUGCCUGUGUUUCUCUUGGCUUGAAAUAACAUUGUUAUAAACAUGCAUCAAUUCUAGGCAUAUAUCCAGUUCAUUCUCUAGGUAUAA